GCCAUGGCCGAGCCCACGACCUACUGCGUGUGCCAGCAGGCGGACGGCGCCGGCAUCAUGAUCGAGUGCAUCCGCGGCUCGGGCGGCUGCAACGGCUGGGUGCACCCGAGCUGCUGCGGGCUCAUCCUGACGCAGGAGGAGCUGGAGGCGCUGGACGCGUACAUCUGCCCGCUGUGCGAGAAGCCCGACGACGACUUCGCCAAGAUGACGGCCUUCAACACGAGCCUGGCCAACCGCCAGGCCAAGCGCGAGCGCAAGCGCAAGCUGCUGGCGGCGGCCGACAAGGACAAGGACAAGGACAAGGACAAGGACAAGAAGCCCGCGCGCAAGCCCUGGGUCUGCGCCGCGUGCCAGCACCCGAACCGCGACCGCCGCACGCGCGAGUGCGAGGCCUGCCACACGCGCCGCGUCAUGGACAAGAAGCCGAGCAAGCACAAGAGCCUCAAGGAGCCGAGCGACGACGAGAAGUCGAGGCUCCUGGCGCAGCAGCUGCGAGCUGACGACGAGCGCCGCCACAGCCAGCGCGCGGCCAACAAGAAGAGGAAGUCGUACCACGUGCCCAACUCGGAUGAGGACCUGGGCAGCUCCGACAGCGACGACGCCUCGUACAAGAAGAAGCACAAGAAGCACAAGAAGCGCCGGCACCACGAGGACGACGGCAGCGAGUCGGACGAGGCCGAGUUCCAGCUGGACACCUGCAAGCUCAAGGACAAGUCCAAGUCCGAGCCUGAAGAGCAGCCCGUGGCGACCAACAUGGUCAUUGAAAAGAUCAUGGGCGUGCGACAAAGAGAGGUGGAGGAGCCCGCCCCGACCCCCGCGGCCGACUCGGCGAGCGCCAACUUGUUCGCGAACCGCCCGACCAAGACGUCGAUCACUGAGUAUCUGAUCAAGUGGAAGGGCUUCGCGUACAUGCACGCGUCGUGGGAGACCAAGCAGGUACUGCUCGACCUGGACCCGCUGACGAACAAGCAGAAAAUCAAGCGUUUCCACGAGAAGGAGCAGCACCGCCUCCACCACCCGCACCGCCAGACGGGAGACCUGGACGAGGACUCUCUUGCGGUGGACGAACUGGAAUACUUCAACCCGGAGUAUCUGGAGAUUCACCGGAUUAUUGCUCACCGCAAAGACACGCCGAUGCCUGCUGACCCCAAUUUCCCGGAUGCUCCUGUGGAUGACGGCAUGCGCUACUACAUCAAGUGGCGUAUCCUUCCGUACACUGAUGCUACGUGGGAGCGUGCGUGCGAUAUCAAGGAUGACGCUGCGCUGGCUAAAUACAAGACCUCAAUUGUUGUUCCUGACGAAGAGGUGUGGAAGCCAAGACCGCGUCCAACUAUCCGUGAAUACCGCAAACUGGACGAGUCUCCGAGGUUUGGAGAGGACCAGUCGCUGUCGCUUCGUGCGUACCAGCUGGAAGGUCUGAACUGGUUGAUUUGGAAUUGGUACAAUGAGCGACCAAGUAUCCUGGCAGACGAAAUGGGUCUCGGUAAGACGAUCCAAACGCUUUCAUUCCUGAGCCGACUGCGUGACGACCCCAAAAUCAAGAUCCGUGGACCAUUUUUGAUCGUGGCCCCGCUGUCGCUGAUUGUGCAGUGGCAAAAUGAAUGUGAGAUGUGGACGACUAUGAACUGUGUCGUCUAUCACGGCAAUAGCGGAUCACGAGACAUUAUUCGCGACUUUGAGUUUCACUAUUUGGAUGAAAACUUACGCCCGGACAAGAAGAAGCCCUACCGCUUUAACAUUCUCGUUACCACGUAUGAAGUUGCGAUUAAGGACAUCGCGGCACUCUCGAAAAUCCAUUGGCGCUGUCUCGUGGUGGACGAAGCUCAUCGAUUGAAGAACCAAUCUUCUCGACUUGUGGAACAAAUGCGUUCUUUGCGUCGCGAUCACUGUGUUCUCCUGACGGGCACACCUCUCCAGAACAAAACUGAGGAAUUGUGGGCCUUGCUUAACUUCUUGGAUGGCAAGUCGUUCCCUAGUGUUGCUGACUUCCUUGAUAAGUUUGGCGACCUUCAUGAAGCUCAGCAAGUGGCGGACCUGCACAAAAUGCUGAAGCCGUAUUUGCUACGACGUGUGAAGGAAGAUGUUGAGAAGUCGUUGCCUCCAAAAGAGGAAACGAUUGUUGAAGUGGAGCUCACGCCCGUGCAGAAGCAGUGGUACCGCGCAAUCUACGAGAAAAACACUGCGUUCCUAAACCGUGGUGGGAACCCGCGCAACGUUCCGAAUUUGAUGAACGUUAUGAUGGAGCUACGCAAGUGUUGCAACCACCCGUACCUGAACAACGGUGUCGAGGAAAUUUUGAACGAAGGCUUGACGACUGAUGCGCAGCGCCACGAGAUGAUGGUAAAGUGCUGUGGUAAAAUGGUGCUUAUUGACAAGCUGUUGCCACGGUUGAAUGAUGGAGGGCACAAGGUGCUUAUCUUUAGUCAGAUGGUUCGUGUAUUGGACAUCAUCGAGGAUUAUUUGCGCUUUUGUGGAUACCUCUACGAGCGGUUGGAUGGUAAUAUUCGUGGUAAUGACCGUCAAGCUGCGGUGGAUCGAUUUGUGAAACCCGAGUACAAGCGGUUUGUCAUGCUACUCUCGACCAAGGCUGGCGGUUUGGGCUUGAACUUGACGGCUGCUGACACGGUCAUCAUUUUUGACAGUGAUUGGAACCCUCAGAAUGAUCUGCAGGCCCAAGCCCGUGCGCAUCGUAUUGGUCAGACUCACUCGGUGAAGAUUUAUCGUUUGAUCACGCGCAAAACUUAUGAGAUGCACAUGUUCCACAAAGCUUCCCUGAAGUUGGGACUAGAUAAGGCUGUGCUCACGCAUAUGCGGCGUGAGAAUGAAGAAGAGGGCGGCAAGAAACGGAACAAGAGCGCGAAAGCACAAGAGUCGAAAGAGAUCGAUGAGCUCUUGAAGCGUGGAGCUUAUGAUUCUAGCUUCUCCAAGGCAAGUUUUGUGUCCGCCACAACCUCUGAUGAUGUGGAUUUGGACGACCCGGACUUUUGGAAGAAGGCUGUGGGGCUAACAGAACCGGACCCAACUGAAGCAGAAGACCUACUACCGCAGCAGCGCAAACGCACUCGUGUUGCUCGCUUUGGCGAUGGAGGCAGUUUCUCGGAUGGCAGCGUUUCAGAUGACGAAUACGAUCAAGAAAAACGCGAUAAGGAAAAGGAAGAGCGUGAAAAGCUUGAGGAGAAGAACAUUCCUCGAGAAUGGACGCAAAAUGGACGCGACCGGUUGCAGCGUGCGCUGAUGCAUUACGGAUUUGGUCGUUGGGAGAUUAUUCGGAGCCAGAGCGGUGGCAGUCGCUCCAUGAAGGAGGUGGAGCUGUUUGCUCGAGGUUUUAUUUAUGUUUCCGGUCUGGCUUGUGAUCAGCGCAAGGAUGACUCUUCUUUUGUGAAAGCGUCUAUCCACGCGGCUACUACGGCUCAAAAGGAAAAUCUUAUCGAUGAAGAGGAAUUAUCGCCAGUUUUGAAAGAGGAGGAUUUCGUUCUCAAGUCAAAGCAAGGUGGUGGUCGACGUGUACUGGUCCGACUAGACAUGCUCCAGCGGCUUCAGCAUCUGGUUACUGCGGCGUGCGAUGCGUGCGACGAACUGUACAAAGAUUCGGAGGAUAGCUCGAAGCCUAGACCGAAACCGACUGCUAGCAUCGACGAACGGGCCAGAUAUUAUGGUGUUGACAAGCUGAUCCCGCAUAUUGAGCUGGUAGACGUUGGUGAACGACCGGCAUGGACGCAGAUCACGCCAUGGUGGAACGAGGAAGCCGAUCGAAACUUGUUAAUGGGCGUAUUCCUUCACGGCUAUGGCCGCUGCGCCCAAAUUUUGGCCGAUCCGCGAUUGCACUUCGCACGGCUAGAGAAGGCUGCUCGUGACCAACAACAAGCGAAUAGUGGUGCCGUGUUAAACCAGAACGGUGUGGCUUCCUCAGCAGUAGUCAAGAAAGAGGGCGCAGCAUCGGCAGAGGGAGGCGAUGACGUGGAUAUGAGCGAUGCUGACUCCGAAAGUGCAUCAAGCUCGGUUAACGAUGACAGCACUCCUAAAAGCAACGGUGGUUCUGGACCUCUCAAGUCUGAAACAGGUGCAAACACUGCAAUGGCAGAAGCCAAUGCUUUUAAGCAACCGGAGGUACAGCACAUGAACCGAUUGCUAAGCUGGUUGCUUUCUGCGGAGGAAAUCAAACGGCGACACGGAAAGGAAAGGUUUAAGAAGGAGCGUGUGGCAAUUGAGCAGCGGCGUCAAGUUGCCCAGGAAAUGCAAGCGCGAUCGAGGACGUUGCGUCGGCUGGAGCUUAAGGCGAUGCAGCUUGCCCAGGUGGAUAUUCUUCGACACAUGGCGGUAUUGCACAAUGCUCGCCAACUACCCGAUCCAACGCUUGUGGCUCCUCCGCAGCAUCGCAUGAAGAAUACGGACUGGACCAAGGAAGAGCGCCGUUCUUUCGCCUACAUGAUGGCACUCCACGGUGCUCCGCGUAUUCUUGCGAAGCGGGCUGUUGUUGCUCCUGAUGGAAGAGCAACUCCGUCGAUGCUGCCGUUUGUGACAGAGCACGCUCGCCCCUUUUCGUGGGAAACAGAUAGCAUCUCGUGGCUCAAUAUUGUGGAGUGGGGCAAUUUGAACAAGAGCGCAACGCUGGCCCGCACGUUUUACGAGACAAAGUUCGCCCCCAAAUGCCGUGAAGUUGCACGAAUGCGGGCUGAUCCGCUUGGCUCAGACCAGCGCGCUGUGGCGUUGGGCGAUCUUAUCGGCAUUGAAUUCGUGGACGCCUUCGAAGGUGUGCUGGCACAUGGACUCAAGGCUCGUAACACAGCUUGGGUAACCAUGCGACGCACACAGUUACUGGAGGAUGUGUUGGAGAUUCUUACAACCAAGCGGGCUGCGCUUGAGGAUUACCUACGAUCUGGGAAGCAGACUCUGGUGGAGGAUAUGCCUGUGUGGUGGUGUCCUUGGAUCCACGACCUGGGAGUGUUUUACGGUAUGGCUCGCUACGGUGUUUACGGCUGGGAGCGCAUUAUGCUGGACCGUCAGCUGCCAUUUCACCGCCAGGCACGAGAGCACCACAUCCGUGCCGUGUUUCUGGAGGGCACGCCCACCUUCCGCCCCCUGUAUCGACACCACUUCGAGUCGGCUGCCGAGAUGAACGCUUGGUUUGUUCGCGUCCUGAACGAGUUCCCGUCGCUGUCGAUUCUGGAGCGUAAGGUGGAGUCGAUUUGCGCUGCGGUGCUCGAAGAGUACGGAGCUACAGCCGAGCGCUACGUGGAGCCGGAGGAUCGUCGCGAAUUCAGCUUGUCACCGCCAGGCAACUGCUUCGAGGAGCUGAUUCUGGCGCGUGUGAAGCACGAGGAAGAGCUGCUUCCGAGCAUCGAGCCUGUCCUGGCAGGAGACGCGUCGUCUGGACCCCCUGAAGCGCUAGCUGCGUUUUUGAGUGAGUCGCAGGGCCGUCGCGACGAGUAUUUACGAGCAGCCGAGGCCUCGAACGCUAUCGGCUCCAUCUCCUCUAGCUCCGCGGCCGCAGUUGCGACGAAUGGGCAGCAAAGCCAAGAAGGCGAAGAGGACCAGCGACAGCAGACAGCGUCGUCGCAAAGCCCUAUUCAGAUGCUGGUCUCGUAGAGCAACAAACAAGAAGAACGACUAAUUUGCAAUCACGGGUGGGUAAUACAUGCUGAGAGAUAAUAGAAAAUCGUCUUUGUCUAUGAUG
Messenger RNA from Phytophthora sojae, 5674 nucleotides. RefSeq lists its product as hypothetical. Gene Ontology annotation, biological process: chromatin remodeling. The record is from RefSeq and is a predicted model, not a curated record. Gene Ontology annotation, cellular component: chromatin; nucleus. Bases 4 to 5586 code for a protein of 1860 amino acids. The transcript is spliced from 3 exons. Gene Ontology annotation, molecular function: ATP binding; chromatin binding; DNA binding. NCBI's taxonomy places the organism in Eukaryota, Oomycota, Peronosporomycetes, Peronosporales, Peronosporaceae.